Molecule: messenger RNA, 9327 nt
Organism: Drosophila eugracilis
Lineage: Eukaryota; Metazoa; Arthropoda; Insecta; Diptera; Drosophilidae
Gene: Camta
Biological process (GO): regulation of transcription by RNA polymerase II
Cellular component (GO): nucleus
Molecular function (GO): protein binding; transcription coregulator activity; double-stranded DNA binding
Source: RefSeq, a predicted model, not a curated record
UAACUCAAAAUAUUUUCGCUAUGGUUUUUUUUUAAUAAUUUCGUGUGUGAAACGGUGAUAUUAUUGAUUUUUUAUUGCAUUUAAUGCAUCGACCAGCUGGGACAGAUCGAAAUCCGCUGGAAGACUCUACGGAUUUCGCACACGGAGCCAGUGAAAAAGUUUUGUUUACCUUUUUUCGAUAUCCCAGAGUUCUGCGAUUUGCGUCCGUGUGUGCGAGUGCCCCUGUGUAUAUGUGCAUGGACGUGUGGGUUCCUAUGUGUGUGUGAGCUGGUGUGCAAAAAUGGAAAUGCAUUCUCAAUAAAAUCAAAUAAAUGGGCCAACCGCUAAAAAAUAGUGCAUUCUAAAAUUGGUUGCUUAAAGCUGCGCACAUGGAAAAUGUGCCCGAUAUUUCCUCCAGCGCUUCGUCUUCUUCUUCUUCGAAUUCUACUUCCACUCUGAAACUCCAAAGCCAAAUCAAUUCCAAAAAUGUCCUGAUUCGAUCGCAAAGCAGCGGCAAGUUAUUCAGCAAUGAAGCUAAACCGGCAAAGGCAACAGCAGCAACCAGUACAACGACGACUCUGCGAGCGGCCAAGCUCAAGAUCGGGGCCAUGCAACAGCAGAAGCAGCAACUCCAGCAGCAGCAGCAGCAACAUCAGCCCACGAACGGCAGCAACAUUAUCCUGCUGCGUGGCACUCGCAACGAGAAUGGCCAGAUCAUUAUCCAGAACAAACAGGACAUACUCAGCCUGCUCAGCGAACAGCAGCAGCAGCAGCAGGAGAAGAGCCACUCCGCCACGGCCAUCACGCUCAAUCAACUGCCCACAGCAACAACGGUGGCUAGGAAGACCAUUGUGCAGAGCUCGGGUGGAACCACCAACAGCAGCAGCAGCAGUGGUAACUCCACCAUUUCUAUUGUGGCAAGUGGUAACAACAAGGAGGCCAGUAGUAACACGAUCCUUCUACAAACCCCCAUCAAUGCCAGUCAGUUGGAGAGCGUUUUAAAGGCUCAGGAGCGUUCCAAGCAGGCGAAUGUCACACAAGCCAAGAUGGUGGAGCGGCCCUUUAUGCUUAAACACGCCUCUCGCAGUCUCAGUACUGAGAGCAACUGUGACAGCAAAUCCCCAUUUGUCCUACAAACGCUGAAGCGUUUGGAGAAGUCGCAAUCCAUACUGGUGAUACGCAACUCCACAGCUUCGUCCUCUGCAACCAACACUUCCAUGGCCACUUCGCCACCGAAUGGCAAUAGUCUGGCCACCUCAAGUAUUCUAAGUGUGACACGCACUACAAAGGCGGCCAAGGGUGUGGCAGGAGCGCUGCACAAGCUCAAGGUGGCGGCAGCAACAACAGCUAACAGCGGUGGAGCAACAUCAGCGGGUGCAACACCAUCCACGGCCACUACUAUACUUAGGCUAGGAAAAAGCGCCACCACAGUGGCCAUUAAUGGAGGCAGCAAGUUAGAGGCAACGACAACCACAACAACAACAAUAGCAGCCGCAGCAACAACGACAACAUCAAAUAAAUUGUCCAACGCGGUGACAACCGAGCAGCAGCAACAGCAACAGCAGCAGCAACAAUCGACAACAACGCAAACGAAUGUGCCUCUUGGGAACGAUGGCGAACCCAUCAAGUUGCCCGACAAUUUGGAGAGCCUGCCAAGAGCCGACAGUUUUCCAUCACAGCGUCAUCGUUGGAAUACAAAUGAGGAAAUCGCUGCUAUUCUUAUCAGCUUUGAUAAGCAUGGCGAGUGGCAGUCCAAAGAGGUUCGAACCAGACCCAAGAGCGGAUCACUGUUGCUGUACUCAAGGAAGAAGGUCCGUUACAGACGCGAUGGAUACUGCUGGAAGAAACGCAAGGAUGGCAAGACAACCCGUGAGGAUCACAUGAAACUUAAAGUACAAGGCACUGAGUGCAUCUAUGGUUGUUAUGUACACUCGGCCAUAUUGCCCACAUUUCAUCGCAGAUGUUACUGGCUAUUGCAGAAUCCUGACAUUGUUUUGGUGCACUACCUGAAUGUCCCGUAUCCGGAUGAUAAUAAAAUGGCCGUGAUUGCGCCAAGUAUCACACUUUGGGGCGAUAAAAAGGAAUGGACCAAGGAGGAGCUGGUCAGCCAGCUCAAGCCCAUGCUCUCCACAGUUAAUUCAGACGACGACUCUGAUUCCGGCAACGACAUAGAAAUAUCGACGGCGGAGACAGUGGAGUCCAUAGUUUGUCAGCUUAUGGAGAAGCAGAGAUUAUCCCGUCAAGCUGCGCUGGUCAAGCAGCUGGACUGCGGCUGCGGGGAUGGAGGAUGUGCGGACGGAAAAACAUGCACGCAUCCCGUGAUGCGGCGAUCGGCUGCCAUGCUGAAAUCCUCAGUGCAGGAGAAAAGGCUGGGGGAGAACUUCAAUGGCAAUUCGCCCAAUGUGGUGGUAGCCAGCAAGCUCUACUCUCGAUGGGCAGAGCGGCCAAGACAGCACCUGGACAAUCAUGGGCAGUUUCAUAAUGUAACGCAGCAAUUGCCACAGGAGUCGGCCAUUAAGUUUCAGAUCAUUCCGCCGCAGCAGCAGCAGGAUGGGAACUACCAACAGCAGCAGUAUCGGGGAGCCAGUCAAAUGCUGGCCGCCAGGAUGCAACAGCAGCAGCAGCAGCAGCAGCAACACCAACAGCAGCAGCAGCAAUACCACCAGCAACAACAGCAACAGCAUUUGAGCCUGCAACGUUUCGUUGCGAGUCAAAGCCAGAAUUCGGUGCAUCUCAAUCAGCAGCAUAGACUGCAAAUAGCCAAUACAACGAUCACAGCCACAGCCAGAGAUCCUGCGACGACUUCAGCAGCAGUAGCAGCAGCAGCAGCGGCAGUCGCCUCAAAUGUUAUGGACACUGAACUAAUUGAAAAUCAAAACCACAUGACCGCAAACAAAAUCACAAACUCCACCAGCAACAGCAGCAGCAAUAGCAGUAGCAGCAAUGCCAGCAAGCAAUUAGCAGCUCAAACAAACAACGAAUUAAAUGUCGUAAAUAAUAACGACCCCGGCAACAAUAACUUUAUGUACAAUCAACAGCAGCAACUUAAUGCUUCCAGCAACAGCAACAACAGCAGCCAGCAGCAGCAGCAACAUUAUUAUAAAUUGCAACAGACAACAGUAACAACCCCAACUAGUGGUCAGCCGCCUCCUCUGGUGCAAGUUCAACCCCUUUCCUUGCCCCAACCCCCCGUGGAGGCCAUGUGCAUGUCACCCGAGCAUCGCAGCAGCAGCAGCAGCCAGCAUCCCACACCUGCAACGUCUUCCGCUGGCAACAAUCUCCCUUCCUCAUCCACACCCACAUCCAUAUCCACACCCACAUCGGGCACUUCGUCCACUUCGAGUUCCUUACAAUCGAUUAUCGAUGGCAAUCAGCAGCAACAAAUUACAACGACAUCGACGGCAGCAACUUGUGAUAAUUUAAUGAGCGCCAAUGCGCUCUCUGAGCAGGACAGCAACACAGUCAACAAUCAGGCCACAGAAGCCCACAAUAGGAGUCAGCCGCAGUCGCAGACGCUGGCUCAACCCUUGAACCAAAAUGGUUGUGCAACUUUCAGUGCUUCCAGUGAUAACAGCAGCCAAAUUAGUGACGAGAGCAGCAGCUUUGGCGGUAACAAUCAAAACAGCAGCAACAGCAGUAGCAGCAGCGAGGAGGAGCCCCAGGCGGAGACGUUGAGCUUCUUUAACGAGACAUUGGAUCUGUCUCACGAGGAUAUUCAGCGUACUUUGAUUGCCAAUAUGCCGUACAAUACUACGGUAACAGGAGCAACAGGAACCGUCAAUACAACGACAGCAACAGGCAACUGCAAACUGGAGAACAAUCAACAGGAGGCGGAGAAGAAACCCUCGCUGGGAACUGACCCUGAAACGGAGGUUGAAGAGGACGAAACGGAUGAUGUGUUUGCCAAUCUGGAUGCCUUCGAUAUGCUCGUGGAGUUUCCAGAAUUGGAUUUAGAUGACAAACAGGCCCUGAAUAACACCGCUUUGGAGCAGGGCUCCUUUUUGGGAGAAGCAACGCCAACGCAGCCUCGCAAGGUCCUUAAUAUAUGCGACUUUAGUCCCGAGUGGUCUUACACGGAGGGAGGCGUUAAGGUUCUGGUGGCCGGACCCUGGACCAGUGCGAAUGGUGGUGCCUACACUGUGCUCUUUGAUGCCCAACCCGUGCCCACGCAACUUGUGCAGGAGGGCGUACUCCGCUGCUAUUGUCCCGCUCAUGAGGCGGGCUUUGUUACUCUGCAGGUGGCCUGCGGCGGAUUUCUAGUCUCCAACUCAGUGAUGUUCGAGUAUAAGCUCUCACUGCUGGCGGAUGCUCCUUUCGAUGCCAGCAGCUCCAAUGAUUGCCUGUACAAGUUCACGCUGCUCAAUCGCCUGUCCACCAUCGAUGAGAAGUUGCAGGUGAAGACAGAGCAGGAGCUCACGACCGAUCACACCGCUCUCUAUCUGGAGCCCAACUUUGAGGAGAAACUGGUGGCGUAUUGCCACAAGCUGAUUAAGCACGCCUGGAGCAUGCCUAGCACAGCUGCCUCUUGGACAGUUGGAUUGCGUGGCAUGACCCUGCUUCAUUUGGCAGCUGCUUUGGGCUAUGCCAAGCUAGUGGGGGCAAUGCUUAAUUGGCGGUCAGAGAAUCCACAUAUCAUACUCGAAACCGAACUGGACGCCCUUAGCCAGGAUGUCUAUGGUUUUACGCCGCUCGCCUGGGCCUGUGUGCGUGGUCAUGUGGAGUGCUCCCUGUUACUUUACAAGUGGAACCACAACGCCCUGAAGAUUAAGACCCAGGCCCAACAGACUCCCUUGGAUUUGGCCAACAUGCGUGGCCACAAACAUUUGCUGGCACAGAUGUAUCGGCUGGAAAAGGAGCGCUGCCGGAAGCCACAAUUACGCGGAGGUUUGGCCAAUCUUUCGAUGAACAUGGGCGUGGACGCUGAGACGGAUGAACACCAGAGUUUCAGUAGUUUCGAUUUGGAGCUCCAGCGCAAGCAUGAUGGAGUUUUCCUGAGACCAGUUGCUGUGCAUAGCAAUCAGAGUCCGCCCAAUAACAGCAGUCGUUAUUCCAAGCGAUCCUCCAUAGACAGUGGUAUUAACAUGGAUAUACGGACCAAAUCAGGAAAACCUCUGGCCAGGCUUCAUAGCAACUUUGAGAGCCAUGACAAUUAUGCUCUGGGCGUAGACUCGCCGCUGGACUCCUUGACUGGGACCAACUGUCUGCUGUCGCCGCUGCGUAAAAUGGACUUUGCUCUCUGCGAGGUAUCGACGGGCGAAUCAAGUCCCGUGCACGAGAAAGAUUGCGACGACAACUCAACGAGCGCGACCGACGUGACCAUUGGCAAUGACAUGGCCCUGCCCGAUGCCGUUGUAGGGGAUUCUGAUGCCAAAGUACUGACAUUAGCGGAGCACAUAAUAGCAGCCAUGCCAGAAAGGAUCAAGAACGAAGCCGAUGAAAUGAUGGUACUGGGUAGCCCUUUGACGGAACCCCUCACCUCAGAAUCUUCAGCGCUAACGGAUAGCUUUAUGGAUCCCCUGCUGGAUUCACUACCCAACACUCACUUUGAUAGCGACUUUAGCUUUGACUUCCAUGAUCAUAGCUAUCGCUAUCAUGAUGUCAGCACGCCCUGCUCCAGCUUGAGUCCAGCCAGUUCUGGGCCACUGCAGUCACCAGCCAGUUACUCGAUAUUGGGAACUGAUCCCUCUGUCAGUUCACCCAGUCCCCCGCCAUCCACCAAACAGUUGACGGAGUUUCUACACGCCUCCAGCAUCUCACAGUAUCCGUUUGAGGCGGAUUUCUCCAAGCUUACCCUUACGGAUACAGAGCAACGAGAACUUUACGAGGCAGCCAAGUGCAUUCAGAAGGCAUAUCGCUCGUACAAGGGCCGACAGAAGCUCGAAGAGCAGAAUAAGGAAAGGAGUGCCGCCACUGUGAUCCAGAACUAUUACAGGCGGUACAAGCAGUACGCUUAUUACAGGCAAAUGACAAAUGCCGCUUUGGUUAUUCAGCAUGGCUAUCGCUCCUAUCGACGGAACAAACGAUUCAAGAAGAGCGGUUUGGGUUUAGGCAGCUCCAGUGAUCAUGGCAGUGUGAGCAGCAACUCGCAGUGCCUGUCCAGCUUUUACGAUCACUACAAACAGGAUCAGCAGCAGCUGCACGAGAUGGGUUCACAGCCCAGCACGCCCAAGGAAACUAGCCCUUCGGGUCCUUUGAAGCGAACAUACUCACAGUCCACCCAAAAUCAAGCUGCCAGGAAAAUCCAACAGUUUAUGAGACAAUCACGCAUCAAACUACAGAAAGAGCGAGCCGAAAAAGAGAAGCUGGUGCACCAACGCAGGGCGGAAUACCUUCAAAACUUGCAGUUUCAAGGGCAGCAGGAAAUGUUGGUGUGCCACGAAAAUAACAUUUCUGUGCCGAGCAGUGGGAACACCAAUGCGAGCAACAACAACAAUCUACACGAAAUACAAUCCAAUCAGUGAGGGUCAACUGAGUGAAUUUUUAACAUAGGAACAGGCUGCACGGUUCCAUAAGAAUUUAUGAAUAGCUUUAACAACCGAGUGAAACUUUCUACUUUCGUAUUUGUUCCAAUUUGGAAAAACAAUACCCAGCACCUCUGUAGUGAAACUUUGUUUCAAACCCCCCUCUCUCUCUAUAUCUUUGACACACUCUGAAUUAGUAGCAACUACCUGCACUUUGAUUCAUUUGUCUAACGAAUUUUAAGAAACUAUGGAUAGAAAUCACACAUUGUUUUCAAAGUGAAAUGUAGCUUAGGUUAGUGGUCUUUUUAGGUAUUACCAAAAAACCUAAACUUAACUGAAGAUCGGACUCCAGGGAGAAGAUGAAAACACAAUUUUUCCAUUUGUCAACUCAAAAGAACUUAUUACUGAAGCCUUUGAAAAACUUUUUAACUCCAAUUGUAGUAAAAAAAAAAAAAAAAAAAAGAAAACGUAGCCUGCAAUAUAUACAUAUUAUAUAUACAUAAAAUUUAAACCAAUAUUACGCAUGUGUAUGCAUCUAUAUAGUUACAUUUGUAUAUAGAUAUUGCCUAACUAACUAAAUUCUAGUCUAUUUUAACGUACUACCAGGCUCUGCGAUGCGACUAAGCUUGUCUCUAAAGCAAAAUACAAAAAAAAGAUAAAGAAAACAAAAAACCAAAAUCUUAAAUAUUAAUCCUCGAUCCUAACUAGUUGCUAAUUGCUCUUUAGAUUUAAGCAAAAGACUCCACUGAAAGUCCAAAAGUUGUUGUUGAUUUCUAAAAUCAGAUUCGUAUGGAGUGCGCAGCAGCUACCAAUCUAUCAUGUUUCAAAGAAAACUAAACCCUAUUCUAAUUUCUAAUACGCAAGUACUUAUUACGAUAACGUGUACUAAGUCUUACCUUAUCUGACUAUAUAGACUAAGCCUAGCUAAUGAUAGAAAAAAAUCAAAAGAAUGUAUUGCAUGUGGGCACUAUGACCAAAAAUUAUAUGCAUCCAAAUCCAAGGGCGGUCAGCCAAAAAAAGAACACAGAUGAAAUAUUCUGGAAUUUUCAACUUUAUGCUGCUGCUUUCCCCCAAACUGAUUGAUCGCGCCAGUCAAUCUUAACUGCUUGAAGAAACACAGCCAAAAGAAACCAAAUCAUGCAAGAGAGAAAAGUUUUUAAACUAAAUGUAACAAUAAAUGAAUUUUUGUAAAUUAUUUUUGUCCGUCCACAUUGUUAGCUUUCAUAACAUACCAACAAAAAAAAAGAACAUAUAUACUUACAAAUAUACAAUAUAUAUAAUAUAGAAAGAGCCGAUACUGAUACGAUAACAACCCAAGAAACAAUUUUAAAAUUAAAAUGAUCGUUCAAGUUCGAAUUCAAAUUAAUAAACAGAGUUUGGAUGACAGUUGGACGAUGAAUGUACAUACACCAGCUCGAUGCCUAUGUGUCAGCACAUAGGAUCAGAGACACUUACCUCUAGCAGUCCCAAAAAAACAAAACAAAAGAAAGAAAGAAAGCCACAAAAAACCAAACUCACAAAAACCCAAGUGCAAAAUAAAGCAACUUCAAGUGCGAGAGAGUGUGAAAUCUGCGUAUUGCGAUGUGCAAAAUGGGCUGUAAGUUGACGUUUUAAUCGACGACAUAAAUAAUCACAACCAGAGAGGCGCAUCUGUUGAGGAUAAAUGGAUGGGAUUUAGGAUCUAUCACAUUGUUAACUAUUUAACUACGAACUAUUAUACUUAAUUCGCACUAUUAUUAAUCUACGAAACUUUGAUUGCAUUUUGCUCUAACUUAACUAUGUAUAAAUCUGAUCAACUGAUUCGAAAUGAAGACUAAAUACGAUUUCACUACUCAACUGACUUAAGAAUUGCAAUCAAUUUUGUUAACUGUUUAGGCAGGGUGUUAGACAUGUACCAGCUGAAUACUAAAUCCAAUUAAUUGCAAUAUUUGCACAUAAUAUACUACACUACACAAAACUACUACACACAAGACACGCUCUGGCUCACAAACACACAUACACAUACACACAAUUUAUAAACCUCAAAGUAGCAACCUGAGUGUGUUUUAAUGGAAGGACGUCUUUUUAGAUAGAGGGAGGCCAAAUGGCAAAGAAAACUUAAGUACCUUAAGCCAAUUGGCACUAAAACUAAACUUAAAUCUAAUAAACAAUUAUAAAUACCUAUAACAGACUAUAUAAUCUAUAUCGAAGUGGCGGUGUCUGCGAUCGUAGGGCAUUACUCCCAAAAACCUAGUUUUGUUUGAACUUCUUUUUUUUUCCAAACUUCAACUGAACUAAAAUUCUAAUGCAACACCAAAAUUGUUGAUAUCUAACGACGAAACUUUAAACAAUACGAAAAAAAUACUAUUAUAGCUAAUGUAAUUGGAUAUUUGGUACUCACAUAUCUGUUAGAUAAUUUAUACCUAUACUUCGUCCUAAUAGAACUUCUAAGUGCGGCGCAUGUACGAUGAAGCAAGCAUUCUUCUUCAACUUCAACUAGCUAACUAACCAAACCAUCCAACUUUCUACCAAGUAAACCCAAAAUUCAGCUAAUUGAAAUGUUUGUUUCCGACUUUUCAGCUUAGUAGACCAGCAAAUAGGAACGGAUAUGAAACUGUUAACUAAACUUUUAAGCGAAAUAUACCUAGAGUGUAAUCUUUUUAAAUAUUAUACCUUACUUGUAUGGGAUACUUAGCAUGAACUAUACACAUAUAUCCGCAAACUAAAGAAUGUUUAACAAAUCAACGUAUUAUAUAUGUACAGACACAGACACUGAUACACCCCCAAACCAACCACAAACAAAACAUAGAGUUAUAUGUUAUAUAUAUAUAUAUAUAUAUUGUAAAACGACUUUCCAGUUUCUGUAAAAUUGUAAUUACAUCCAAUAAAGUUUAAUUCAACACUUUAA